AAAAUAACCAAUCAAUGUGUUGGUUACCCCCCCCCUUGUUUAAAAUAAAAAAUGUAAUGAAUUCGAUGAGUGAUAAUCACUUGAAACCAAUAUUUAUUCAAUCAACUGAAUUAGAUUAUUCAUUAACUUAUAAUGGACAAGUAUGAUUUAGAUGAGAUUACAUUAGAAGCCGAUAAAAAAUGGAAAAAUAUAUUUGGAAAAUUUAAUAUAAGUUUUAGAAAAUCUAAAACAAAUACAAAUCUUUAUAUUAAUGAAAAUGAUAAUAAACAAAAUACAAAUGAUAGAUUUUCCAAACGAUUUAGUAAAUCAUUCAGAGAAUCUAAAUGGAAGACAAAAGAUUAUUUUACUUCAUUAAAAUGUAAUAAAGAAAUUGAAGAUAAGAAUAAACAAUUCAAUUGUGAAAAGCCUGAGUCAUGCAAAGAGACAAAUUCAAUGAACUAUAAUCCGUGCUUUCAACGUAGAUCUCAAAAUCGGUUUUAUAGUAGUAUGUAUAACCGCAAGUGCACCUCUGCAUUAGUACAAAAUUCAAAAUAUUUAUUUGGAUCUCAAGAAAUAUCGCCAAAGACCAAGCUAGCUCAAUAUGAUGUGAAUAUGGAAUUAAUGAAUAAAUUCCGAAGACUUGAAAUACGUGAGUUGGAAAGAGAACCAGUUAAACGAAUAAAAGAAUCUAGAACUUCAGAAAAAUGUAUACAAACAUCACUAAUCGAAGAGCAGACCACUUCAAAUGAGGAAAUGAAAGACGUUACUAGCGAGCCAUCACCAUCUUCACAGUACUCUUCUGGUUACGUGUCAGAAGUAACAAAUUUAUUGAGUUCCCCAAAUUCUCUUGGAACACCUGAAGUUGUAGAAAAGAACAAUGAAAGUUUUGUGAGUACUCCAAAUAAACAUCAUGACGUUGAACUGCUUACAACUCCAAUAAAUAAAUCUAAUCAGCCUUUCGAUAACGGAUGUUUCAAAAUACCACCACCACCACCACCACCACCUCCGCCCCCACCCCCACCUAUGUUUCGGCCACUCACAUCAGCUUCAAACUCUCUGGCCUCCACUGUACCUGAAUCGCCGAUGCCGUACAAUAUGAAGCCGAAAAGAACGUUUUCUGCCCCUUAUAGGCUGAAGAAAGUCUGUGUAUCUCCGUUGAGCAAAUCUCGUUUGAAAGAAAAUUCUGUAUGGGUAUAUAUUGAUGACAGUGAUUUACUGAGUGAAGAAUUCGUCCGUCAACUUCAUAAAAGAUUUCGGAUCAAAGGAAAUAAAGCAAUGUCAUCAGAUAAAUUGGAAAUAGACUGUGGGAAUACUGUAACAUCUUUAUUCAACACACCAGGUUCAAAAACUAAUCAAGACCCUCAAUUAUCAGUACAUUCGAGUGCAAAUAUGUCGAUAAGGAGAUCAAUGCGUUUCGGAUCUCAGAGUCUUGCUUCUCGUACUCAAACAUUGGAUCUAUUACCAGUGAAAGCAGCUCAGUCGAUAGCCAUAGCUAUGGCAUCAGCUCAUUUAAAUCCAGAAGAUGUCGCUCGAUCUAUUAUUGAGCUAAAGACAACAGUUAACCUUCGUCGCAGUAAAUCCUUUCCAAAUGAAUAUACGAAACAUAAAAGUGAAGAUAAAUCGAGUUUCUUGACUAGUACAACCUUGUUUCAGCCGAUACCUGACACUUUGUUAGAUACCCUUAUCAACUUUAUACCUCCGAUGGACAUAAUACUGAAAUUGUCUGAAAGUCAAUUGGAAACCUCGAAUCUCAUUGAAGCGGAGAAACUACUUUACAUGAUUUCUCAACUUCGCCAUCGGCUACCUGCUCAUCUCCAUGCUUUACGAAUGCUUAUCCAAUUUGAUACAACUGUUGAUCAAUUAAAGCAAGCACUUUCAUCUGCAUGUAAAUGUCUUUCCGAGAUAAGACAUUCUAAUUCCCUCUGUCAUGUCCUUUCAUGUGCGCUAGCUUUGGUUAAUGCUUUAAAUGCCACUAGACAAUGCUCAGUUUAUGAAUCUAGUCAGUUACCAUCUGAUCACUCAGGCCUAACAGCUUCACAAGGAUUCGUAAAACGUAAACCUUUUCUCGGCUUUGAAGUUAGAAAUUUAGUCCGACUGGCUGAUACUCGUGAUAUAACUAACCAAAGGAAUUUAAUACAUUAUUUAGUAGAACUAAUGGAACUCAAUUUUACUAAGGAAGCUCAUUCAUGGUUCAAUGAAAUGCCUACGUUAGAUGCUGCACAAAGUUUAUACUGUGCAAAAACAAUUGAAGAGAAGCUAGUCGAAACGAAACGUGACGUUGCUCGUUUAGAAAUAGAUUUAAGAGGAGUUGGUGGAGUCGCAAAUUCAAACAACGCGGAAUGGGUUAUCAAAUCUAAUUCAGAUCCCAAGUCAUAUGCUUUUAAAGCAAAUUUAUCUUUUGGUUUAGUGGUGGGACAAUUUUUAGCUCAUGCAAUGCAAGAAUUAAAGUUACUGAGUGAAUUACACAAAACAUUUACCGAAAGAUAUAACGAGGUUGCUAAUUAUCUUGCUUUAGAUCAAGCAAAAUAUACUGCUGAUGAACUAUUUAAUGAUCUGAAAACAUUUCGAGAACUUUAUCGUAAAGCAUGUACAUCGAAAUAAAAUUUUGAUCUGAAAAUUGUCAUUAUGAAAAAUAAUGUAUCAUAUGUUUGUAUUAUAGUGAACUCCAAAAGUUAUUUUAUUCACUGUAUUGUGUAUACAAUUCCCUAUUUUGAACUUUUAAAGCCUAAUGAUCACAUGUUAAUUACCUUUUAAGUUUAUUCAAAUAAACUUUUUAUCUAUCACAUGUAAUAAUUGUGAGAACAAUGAAUGAAUUAAACUAAAAUAAUUGUUGAUUUUA
Schistosoma rodhaini is the source of this 2818-nucleotide messenger RNA. The record is from the annotation of a GenBank genome assembly. NCBI's taxonomy places the organism in Eukaryota, Metazoa, Platyhelminthes, Trematoda, Strigeidida, Schistosomatidae.